Messenger RNA from Artibeus jamaicensis (Jamaican fruit-eating bat), 2766 nucleotides. It is a transcript of the gene USH1C, whose product is annotated as USH1 protein network component harmonin. Gene Ontology annotation, cellular component: plasma membrane; photoreceptor inner segment; cilium. The transcript has 27 exons. Gene Ontology annotation, biological process: sensory perception of sound; inner ear auditory receptor cell differentiation; inner ear receptor cell stereocilium organization. The record is from RefSeq and is a predicted model, not a curated record. The coding region runs from base 97 to 2763 and encodes 888 amino acids. NCBI's taxonomy places the organism in Eukaryota, Metazoa, Chordata, Mammalia, Chiroptera, Phyllostomidae. Gene Ontology annotation, molecular function: protein binding.
CUGCUCGCUGACACCGUCGGCCGCGGCAGCCCACAGCAAGGCGCCCUAAGGAGCGAGUAGUGCGUUGACGCGUCGCGAUCGAGAUCUGUCCCAGCCAUGGACAGGAAGGUAGCCCGAGAAUUUCGGCACAAGGUGGACUUUCUGAUAGAAAAUGAUGCAGAGAAGGACUAUCUCUACGAUGUGCUGCGGAUGUACCACCAGACCAUGGACGUGGCCGUGCUCGUGGGAGACCUGAAGCUGGUCAUCAAUGAGCCCAGCCGCCUGCCCCUGUUUGACGCCAUCAGACCUCUGAUUCCGCUGAAGCACCAGGUGGAGUACGACCAGCUGACGCCCCGGCGCUCCAGGAAGCUGAAGGAGGUGCGUCUGGACCGCACAAACCCUGAAGGCCUCGGCCUCAGUGUGCGUGGCGGCCUCGAGUUCGGCUGCGGGCUCUUCAUCUCCCACCUCAUCAAAGGAGGCCAGGCAGACAGCGUUGGGCUGCAGGUAGGGGACGAGAUCGUCCGGAUCAACGGGUAUUCCCUCUCCUCGUGUACCCAUGAGGAGGUCAUCAACCUCAUCCGCACCAAGAAGACUGUGUCCAUCAAAGUGAGACACAUCGGCCUGAUCCCUGUGAAGAGCUCCCCAGACGAGCCCCUCAAGUGGCAGUAUGUGGAUCAGUUUGUGUCAGAAUCUGAGGGUGGGCGGGGCAUCCUGGGCUCUUCAGGGAGUCGGGAAAACAAGGAGAAGAAGGUCUUCAUCAGCCUGGUGGGCUCCCGGGGCCUCGGCUGCAGCAUUUCCAGCGGCCCCAUCCAGAAACCUGGCAUCUUCAUCAGUAACGUGAAGCCUGGCUCCCUGUCUGCCGAGGUGGGCCUGGAGACAGGGGACCAGAUUGUCGAAGUCAACGGCAUCGACUUCUCCACCCUGGACCACAAGGAGGCCGUGAACGUGCUGAAGAGUAGCCGCAGCCUGACCCUAUCCAUCGUAGCUGGAGCUGGCCGGGAGCUGUUCAUGACAGAGCGGGAGCGGCUGGAAGAGGUGAGGCAGCUCGAGCUACAGAGGCAGGAGCUUCUCAUGCAGAAGCGGCUGGCGAUGGAGUCCAACAAGAUCCUCCAGGAGCAGCAGGAGAUGGAGAGGCAAAGGAAAAAGGAAAUUGCGCAGAAGGCAGCAGAGGAAAAUGAGAGAUACCGGAAGGAGAUGGAACAGAUUAUGGAGGAGGAAGAGAAGUUUCAGAAGCAGUGGGAAGAGGACUGGGGCUCGAAGGAACAGCUGCUCUCGCCUAAGACCCUCGCCACCGAGGUGCGCCCCGUGUCCCUUCGCAAGCCAAAGUCCUUUGGGUGGUUCUAUCGCUAUGAUGGCAAAUUCCCAAGCAUCCGGAAGAGAGGAAAGGAUAAGAAAGCCAAGUAUGACAGCCUGCAGGAGUUGAGAAAGAAUAAGAAGGAACUGGAGUUUGAGCAAAAGCUGUACAAAGAGAAGGAGGAAAUGCUGGAAAAGGAAAAGCAGCUGAAGAUCAACCGGCUGGCCCAGGAGGUGUCCGAGACAGAGCGGGAAGACCUUGAGGAAUCGGAAAAGAUUCAGUAUUGGGUGGAAAGGCUCUGUCAGACACGCCUUGAGCAGAUUUCCUCUGCUGAGAAUGAGAUUUCUGAGAUGACCACAGGGCCCCCGCCUCCCCCGUCUUCUAUGUCUCCCCUGGCCCCACCCUUGAGACGCUUCGCAGGCGGGCUGCACCUCCACACCACUGACCUGGAUGACAUCCCUUUGGACAUGUUCUACUAUCCCCCCAAGAUCCCCUCUGCCCUGCCCGUGAUGCCCCACCCUCCGCCCUCCAACCCACCCUCCAAGGUCCCCGCGCCCCCUAUCCUCCAGUCGUCAGGCCAUGCGAGUGCCUCGCCCUCAUCCUGGGUGCAACACACCCCGCCCCCCAUUCCCAUCCCUCCCCCACCAUCUAUUCCCACCCACGACCUCACUCCUACCCGCCCCCUGCCCUCUGCACUGGAAGAGGCCCUGGGCAACCGCCCCUUCCGCGCUGGGGAUGUAGGCAGUCCUACAGAGGACUGGGAGGCCAAGAACCACAGCGGGAAGCCCGCCAAUUCUCCUGUCCCUGAACGGAGCUUCCCAGCCACCCCAAAGACAUUUUGCCCAAGCCCACAGCCUCCACGAGGCCCUGGCGUGUCCACCAUCUCCAAGCCCGUCAUGGUCCACCAGGAGCCCAACUUCAUCUACAGGCCAGCUGUGAAAUCCGAGGUGCUGCCACAGGAGAUGUUGAAGAGGAUGGUGGUUUAUCAGACAGCGUUCAGACAAGAUUUCCGGAAAUAUGAGGAAGGCUUUGAUCCCUACUCCAUGUUCACCCCAGAGCAGAUCUUAGGGAAGGAUGUCCGGCUCCUGCGCAUUAAGAAGGAGGGAGCCUUGGACCUGGCCUUGGAAGGCGGCGUGGACUCUCCGAUCGGCAAGGUGGUCGUCUCGGCUGUUUACGAGGGGGGCGCUGCUGAGCGGCAUGGUGGGAUUGUGAAAGGAGACGAGGUCAUGGCCAUCAAUGGCAAGAUUGUGACGGACUACACCCUGGCUGAGGCUGAGGCUGCCCUGCAGAAGGCCUGGAAUCAGGGGGGGGACUGGAUCGACCUUGUUAUUGCUGUCUCCCCCGUGAAGGAGUACGAUGAUGAGCUCUCUUCUCUUCCCUCCUCUGCAGCCGAAAGCCCCCAGCCGGUCCGAAAGCUCCUUGAAGACCGUGCUCCCGUGCUUAGGCACGGGUUCUUCCUGCAGCUGGAGCCUGGCAGCCCCCCACGGUGAAUA